Molecule: messenger RNA, 548 nt
Organism: Hyaloscypha bicolor E
Lineage: Eukaryota; Fungi; Ascomycota; Leotiomycetes; Helotiales; Hyaloscyphaceae
Exons: 2
Cellular component (GO): membrane
Source: RefSeq, a predicted model, not a curated record
CAUGCCGGGCCCCUCCCUAUCUUCCUCCUUUUCCACUCUCUCAUUCCUCCACUUCGCAUCAGCUCGCUCGGUCCACCAGGGACCCGCCGCUUCAAUCCAAGCCACACACCUCUCAAUACGCACUUUUGGCAUCUGGGCCUUCCUCUCUGGUUUUGAACGCCUCUACGCAGCCUACAAUAUAACGAACCCCCAGUUUUACGCGCUGGUAACUUGGGCAUAUCAUCAUAUGUAGCUAGUUGUAUCCACUACGGCAGGGAAGCCUUGAUUUAUAGGACGAUGAAGGUGGGUAUGUUUGGGACACUUAUGAGUUUUGUGGUUGAUGGUGGAGGAUUGAUUUGGCUUUGUAAGGUUGGAAAGAUGUUGUUGAGGAGGGGUGGGGCUUGAUUUCCUAAGCAAUGAGCGGAACGAAUGGGGGAAAUAAGAAGUUGAAAUCGAUACUCACCAUUCUAAAUGCGAAGGAAUCGACAGCAUACUUAAUUGGAACUUGUAGUGUCCUAAUUAUUCUCGUAGCCGCUAGCAAAUUAAGGGAAGGGGGAAAAUGGGAGGCC